Messenger RNA from Phascolarctos cinereus (koala), 1059 nucleotides. NCBI's taxonomy places the organism in Eukaryota, Metazoa, Chordata, Mammalia, Diprotodontia, Phascolarctidae. The record is from RefSeq and is a predicted model, not a curated record.
AUGUACUGGGUGCUCUUCAGAAAAAUGUCUUCUGAUGAUGAAACUCAAAAUUUGCAACUGCCUUGCUCCAGCGACGACAAUGUCAGACUGAAUAUGACUUGGGACAACUCCCCCAAUGCCACUCACGUUUCCAAUGUGGUUCCAUCUCCGCCUGUUGGUCCUUAUACUUUCAGCCAGGAUGUGGCUGCUACCGGUGAGCCUGAGAAGCCAGCAGACAUCAGUGUGCAACCAAAAUUUCAGAGUCACCCACCCAUGAUCCAAAUGGUGGCGGAAGCCCUGAAGGCCAAAGAGGACAAACAUGGUACCUCUGUAGCAGCUAUCAAGUUCUAUAUUCGACGAAAGUACCCAGCGGUCGAUAUGAAGAGACUCAGAUACUUGCUGAAACAAGCCCUGGCCAAGGGUAUUAGUGAUGGGAUGCUCGUGAGACCUCGCAAUUCUACUGUUACUGGGGCCAGGGGAAGAUUCAAAUUAGUAUCCAAGAAUAAAACCAAAGUGACCCAAACUAAAAAAUCAACAGCAGCUGUCAAACCUAGGAAAAAGAAGGCUGCUAGAACCAGUGAAGCUAGAAAGGUUUCUUCAGAGCCUUCAACCAAGAGAAAGGUUCCUGCAAGCAAGAAGAAGGUACCCACUGAGGCUUCAACUAAGAGGAAGGCUCCUGCAACCAAGAAGACGGUGCCCACAGAGGCUUCAACCAAGAGGAAGGUUCCUGCAAGCAAGAAGAAGGUGCCCACUGAGGCUUUGCCUAUGAGAAAGGCUCCUGCAACCAAGAAGAAGGUGCCCGUAGAGGCCUCAACCAAGAGGAAGAUUCCUGCAACCAAGAAGACGGUGCCCACAGAGGCUUCAACCAAGAGGAAGGUUCCUUCAGAAGCUUCAACCAAGAGAAAGGCUCCUGCAACUGUGAAGAAAGUUCCGGUGAAGGCUUCAACCAAGAAGAAACCUCCUGAGGAGGCUAAGAAAGUUACCAAAGUGGGGAUGUCCAAGGAGGUCUCAAAACCAAAAGGGGCUAGAGACAAAAAAGAUGAGUAUAAGCUCCAUGAAUGUAGAAAACAUCUUAGCUAA